Molecule: messenger RNA, 1587 nt
Organism: Paramacrobiotus metropolitanus
Lineage: Eukaryota; Metazoa; Tardigrada; Eutardigrada; Parachela; Macrobiotidae
Exons: 10
Coding region: 356-1252 (298 amino acids)
Molecular function (GO): hydroxyacylglutathione hydrolase activity
Source: RefSeq, a predicted model, not a curated record
CAACUGCAACUUCUAUAAUGUUGUCUUUCUGUUACGCAACGCAUAACCUUAAAGUGCGGUAAGAUGUGAGCCAAUCAGCAGCCGGCUGGCUAGUAUGAAGAAAAGAUUGCUCUUUAUUGCGUUAUAACGCCGGUACUGUGCGUCGACAUUGGUUCACUUUCUCAAAUCCAUCGCUUUCACAACCAGCGGUAUUUUCUGUAGUUUAGACAUCGAAGGUUUUAAAACUGUACCACUUUUUCAAAUUAAUGUGAAACAUUUGAACCGCCAAAAAAAGCUUUCGUUAGAGUUUCGGCUAUCGACUAUUGUUAUUGUGGAAUUCAUAACUGAAUGGGAUUGGCAAGUUUUUAUUGGUGCAAUGAUGUAUAAACACGGCCAUAGUGUUCUCAAGAUCGUUGACCAUUCGAAAUACUUCGAGGUCAAAAUUGUACCAGCAUUGUUGGAUAACUAUAUGUACAUUAUCGUGGAUAAAUACAAAAAAGAAGCCGCAGUCAUAGAUCCCGUGGAGCCCGAACGGAUUAAAGAUAUUCUGGACGAUGAAGAACUGCAGUGCACCCUGAAAUCUGCCUUCAUUACCCAUCACCACUGGGAUCAUGCGGGCGGAAAUACCAAAUUGCUAACCUUGUACCCUGGAAUCGAAAUCUAUGCUGGAGAUGACCGCACAGAAGGCUAUACAAAACUUGUCAAAAACAAUCAGGUUCUAAAGAUCGGGAACCUGACUGUGUGCUGCAUGUCAUCGCCUUGCCAUACUUCCGGUCACAUGAGUUACUAUGUAACCGGAAAUCAUGGCGAAUCUCCAGCAUUAUUUUCUGGUGAUUCCAUCUUUUUGUCCGGAUGUGGAAAAUUUUUUGAAGGGAGCGCUGCCCAGAUGUUUGAUAAUAUGCAGACGCUUACUACGUUACCGAAACCAACGAGAAUAUACUGUGGUCAUGAACUAACUGUGAUGAACCUGAAGUUCGCGUACAAAGAGGAUCCUGGAAAUCUGGAUUUAGCAGAUCGACUGGAAUGGGCAAAGAAAUGCCGAACAAAUGCCGUGCCCACCGUCCCUUCGACGGUUGAGGAAGAAAUGCGCUUCAAUCCCUUCGUUACGGCCAUUAACGCCACCGUUCUGGAUGAGCUGCGUCAGCGGCGGAAUCGUUUUCGCAGUCACAAGAAGAACCGCGAUUCCAUUACAUCGCUGACCUCCUCCGCAUCCACUUCCCCCGUGGACCGCAGCGGCGCCGCUAGUGCCGCAUCAUCCGGUAUUUCCUGCUAAACGGCAUAUACAGAGUACGCACGUGGGCCUAGAACGUAUUUUAUCGCACCAACUGACGACGAAGUGAUUCCAGUUUCUUUCGGGCAAUGUAUUUCGCUCUAGAAAUAGCAUUCAAUUUCCUUGCACUCUAAACCUUCUUGGACGAAUCAUAGGAUUUCGUGUUCUAAGUAGAACAAAUGUGUAGAAGAAAUUGUACAAAUGCUAUCCUGUCAGAUUCAUAAUUCAGUUUGAGGUAAAAUUUCCGAAGCUUGAUUUACUGUACCAUGUUCGUGCUUUCUGCUGCAAAUUUAAGUGUUGUAACUGCUAUGCGCAAUGUUUCGGCAAUAACAGUCAUA